AUGGCGUCUAACUGCAUUGGGGAAUGCAUUCCGUUAUUUGUCCUCGGAAUUGCAUUUGAUGUUGUGGGCUUAGUGAUACUUCUAGUUGGUAUUUUUGCGAAUUUGCGUAUGGAUGGGAGAUUUUACGGGGAUUUCUUAAUUUACACGGGUUCAAUCAUCGUUUUUCUAAGUCUGAUCUGGUGGAUCAUGUGGUACACGGGUAACAUCAGAGUUUACGCCGAUGAUCUUGAGAAAAGUACCUUGGACAACUUUGCGCAGUGGGCAAGGAAGUUUUCAGAGAGACUCUCCAAAAGCGGACGGAAAACAAUUGAGGCUGGAGAGAAGUGUAUUGGCGGAGGCAAGGAAUCAAUGAACGGUACGAUCUCAAAGCGGAUUACAUGGGAGAACUCCAUUAGCGAAGGAUAUGACAAUGAAGGUUAUGAUCGAAAUUCUGACACCCCACCAAGUGAGAAAACGGUGGAGCUUGGGAUUCUGAAAAACUCUGAAGAGCUGUUGCAAACUGGAGUUGAUGGCAAAGCCGAGAGACUUCUCUGA
Chanos chanos (milkfish) is the source of this 534-nucleotide messenger RNA. RefSeq names its product transmembrane protein 238-like. The transcript has a single exon. The record is from RefSeq and is a predicted model, not a curated record. Lineage: Eukaryota; Metazoa; Chordata; Actinopteri; Gonorynchiformes; Chanidae. The coding region runs from base 1 to 534 and encodes 177 amino acids.